Molecule: messenger RNA, 3326 nt
Organism: Hyla sarda
Lineage: Eukaryota; Metazoa; Chordata; Amphibia; Anura; Hylidae
Gene: ANKS6
Product: ankyrin repeat and sterile alpha motif domain containing 6
Exons: 16
Coding region: 222-2843 (873 amino acids)
Biological process (GO): innate immune response
Cellular component (GO): cytoplasm
Molecular function (GO): protein binding
Source: RefSeq, a predicted model, not a curated record
CUAGAGGAACCGCUUCAGCCUCUAGAUGAGGACAGCGCAUGCGCAGUUAGAGACUGGGAAUGUCCGAGUCCUCCCGAGGAAUGUCACCGCGGACAGUGUACACACCGGAGGAGGGGCCGGUGGAGUAGAGAGGAGUCUGUGUCCGCUGAUCCGUUACUUCCUCCGUUACCGGGGGCUUGAUGCGUGGCAGGCGCCGGGACAAACUUUAGAAUCCUGGCUCUAUGGAGUGCACCAUCCCGGCCCAGUGCCAGCUGCUCUUCCGAGCCUGUGAGGACGGGGAUGUGGACGGUGCCCGCAGGCUGCUAGAGCCCGAUACAUCCAGCGGCUCGUCCUGCAUCGGGAGCCGGGCGGGGGAUGGCGCCGCGGUACCCGACACUCCCGGAGAGAGCUCGCCUCUGGUUCCCGUAGACUGCACGGACGAGGACGGUAACACCGGGCUGCAGCUGGCGGCGGGGGGCGGACAUGAGCCCCUGGUGCGGUGUCUGCUGAGGAAAGGGGCCUCUGUGGACAGCAGGAACCACUAUGGCUGGACGCCUCUCAUGCAGGCUGCCAGGUCUGGACAUUUAAAUGUCGCAUAUAUACUUCUGGAGAAUGGCGCCGAUUUCAACGCUCAGAAUCGUCUAGGAGCAAGUGUCCUGACGGUGGCUUCAAGAGGAGGCCAUGCAAGUGUAGUCAAGCUGCUUCUGGAGAGAGGAGCUUUUGUGGACAAUUAUGACCAUUUUGAUGUCAACCUAGUGAAUAGCAAAGGCCACCGAGAGGAUAUGCCCGAGAUCACCGCCCUGAUGACAUCUGCCCAGCAUGCGCAUGAGGCAGUGGUACGUUUAUUAUUGGACUGGGGAGCUGAUGUGAACUAUCGUGUAAAGACAGGAUGGAACCCAUUGAUGUUGGCAGCCCUUCAUGGACGGGUCAGUGUGGCCCAGCAGUUGGUAGAUAGGGGUGCUGAUCCGGAUCAAGUAAACAGUUUGGAUAAAACACCUUUUGAAAUUGCCUUGAGCUUCAAACACAAAGACAUGAAAGAUUAUCUGGAUUCUAUAACCACAAUUAGACCUAAAACGGAUGAAGAAAAGAGGCGACCGGACAUUUUUCAUGCAGUAAAAAUGGGCAAUCUGUCACUAGUUAAUGAGAUUGUGGAUGAAGAUCCCAGUCAGGUCAAUGCUGUUAAUGCAGAUGGGGCAUCUCCACUGAUGAUCGCAGCAGUUACUGGCAAACUGGAACUGGUGCAGCUCCUGGUGGAUAAGAAAGCAGAUAUUAACAAGCAGGACAGUGUCCAUGCCUGGACGGCGCUCAUGCAAGCCACCUACCAUGGAAACAAAGAAAUAGUGAUAUACCUGUUAAAUCAAGGAGCUGAUGUCAAUCUGCGUGCAAAAAAUGGCUACACCGCGUUUGACUUGGUGAUGCUGCUGAAUGAUCCAGACACUGAACUUGUGCGACUCUUAGCAACUGUAUGUCUGCAGGCAGACAAAGAGAAGUCAAAGCAGAAGAAUAAAACCUUGUUCUCUAAUUCCAAGAACAAGCAGCCAUAUACCAUCCCGCUUCCACCUGAUGACAAAGCUGGAUUAAAGUCAUGGUGGAACAGGAUGUCUAAUCGUUUCCGCAAACUGAAGCUCACCCAGACCCUAAGACAUGGGUUCUCCUCCAACCGUCUCGUGCCUUUAACAGAAAAUGCUAGUGCAUCUCUUGACUCUAUGUUGAGAGCUCCUUCCCAGACAGAUAUAAGCAAUCCACGAGGACGGGAGUCUGGUACAGCUUGGACAACAUCCUCCAAAGACAGUGGACUGGGAACCACAAAAACUGAGAAUGCUGAUUUACUACUGGCUACUAUGCUAAAGAAUGGCGCUCCUUUUGCUAAACUCCCAAAUGACAAGCUGAAGGCUGUCAUUCCUCCCUUUUUGCCUCCAUCAAACUUUGAGCUGUGGAAUUCUGAUCGGUCCAGGAUCAGUAAGGAUGGGAAACUGGAGCAGACUCGCUCUUCAAUGGCAAGGCUCUCGAAACCCAACUUUAACAGCAGUGGAAAUUCUGAUAUUACUUCGGUCAGCAGAGCUCCAAGAACAGUCAAGUUUCCUUCCUUGCCAAGAAGUCCUGCUUCACCUUCAAAUUCAGGCAACUUUAACCAUUCUCCACAUUCAUCUGGUGGAGCCAACAGUAUUACAGGUGGAAGCGCAGAUAAUGUCUUGUCUCAAAUUGCGGCCCAAAGACGAAAAGCAGCCUCUUUAUCAAGGCAGAAAGAAGCUGUGCCACAGAGUCUGGUCAAUACAACCUGUGAAUCCACGGUCCCUGAGCAGCCAGCUAUCCUCCCUACUAGCAAUGGACAUUUACAAAAGAAAAUUGAAAUUGUGAUGCGACCCCCAUCUGGGACGUCUUCAACCUCCAAGAGCACAUCUCCUACACUAACACCUUCACCAUCUCCCACACCAAAAGGACGUCUGGCUGAGUCAUCUGUAUCGUCUUCCUCUUCUCAUAAGCAGUCAAAGAGCAGCGGAGGCUCCAGUAGUGGGACCAUCACUGAUGAAGAUGAGUUGUCUGCCAUCCUCAAGAAGUUAUCAUUGGAGAAGUACCAGCCCAUUUUUGAAGAGCAGGAAGUGGACAUGGAAGCUUUUCUCACACUGACUGAUGGCGACUUAAAGGAAUUGGGGAUAAAAACAGAUGGUUCCAGGCAGCAGAUUUUAGCAGCAAUUUCAGAACUAAAUGCAGGAAAGGGUCGGGAGAGACAGAUUCUACAGGAAACCAUUCACAAUUUUCAUUCCUCAUUUGAGAGCAGUGCCAGUAAUACACAGCCAGCAGGGGCUCACCAGUCUCCUCGUGUCUGUACAAAACCAAAAGCCUCUGUUGCCAACAAAAGGUAGCAUUGCGUUUUCCCUGACCAUACACAGACUUCAUAUCCUGAGUGAACAAAGCAAAGACACCAGCGCCUUGUCACAAAUGGUGCAUAGACACUGAAGCAUGGUUCUACUUAUCACCAUCUAGAACACUGCGCACCUCAUGGUAUAAUAUGGAUAUAUAGAGAAAACUACUUCAAGCAAAAGAAGCUUUAUUCAAGCGGAAAGUUCCAAGAUGUUUAAAAUUUCUUAUCACAACCUAAUAUAUUUAUUCUAAAUCUACAGCCUGAUUGACUCACGUACUUAAUUUUACUCAUACCCCAGUUAAGUUCUGUGAUGCAGCACGCUAGAGAUGAGCAAAGUUACAGUGAUUCGAUUUGUCACGAACUUCUCAGCUCGGCAGUUGCUGACUUUAUCCUGCAUGAAUUAGUUGAGCUUUCAGGUGCUCCGGUGGGCUGGAGACUCUCUCCUAGGACAGUAUCCACCAUUUCCAGCCCACUGGAGCACCUG